Messenger RNA from Staurois parvus, 436 nucleotides. The record is from the annotation of a GenBank genome assembly. NCBI's taxonomy places the organism in Eukaryota, Metazoa, Chordata, Amphibia, Anura, Ranidae.
AUUCUCACUGCGCAUGUGCGGUUCAGGGAGCGCGCAGCGCGGGAUCGCCGGCGCGCUGUGUCCCUCGGACACAGCGGAUCACGGAAAGUGCCGAAGAUGUCGGCUCUGUCAUGUGAUCAGCUGUGUCCAAUCACAGCUGAUCACAUGGGACAUGUACACUGAUCAUCAGGGCACUGAUGAUCAGUGUGCCCUGAUGAUCAGUGUGGCCCCAGAAGUGCCACCUGUCAGUGUCCAUCGGUGCCACCUGCCAGUGCCCAUUACUGCCACAUCAAUGCCACAUAUCAGUGCAUACCAGUGCACAUCAAUGCCACAUAUCAGUGCCCAUCUGAGCUGCCUUUCAAUGUCACCCAUCAGUGCCAGUCAGUGCCACCUAUCAAUGCUGCCAAUCAGUGCCACCUAUCAAGGCCAGUCAGUGUUGCCUAUCAGUGCCAGUCAG